AUGUUUUUUAGAUUAAGACAAAAUCAUGCUAACAAUGUAGUUUUCCUAUGCAUUUUACUAAUCACGGGCGGUAUGAUACUUGAAAUUAAAGUGUUUUAUUUGAAGCACCAAAAACAUUUACGUUUGGAGGACUAUAAUAAACAAAUGGAUGCUAUAAUAGAUACAACCAGUAUGGUGGAAAAAGGAGCAAAACGUACAUCAAUCUUGUUAAACCGUUUAACAGCUUUAAUCGAAUCUCGAAAGGAUAUCAUCAAGCCAAAUAAUGUAAAUUAA
Phyllotreta striolata is the source of this 273-nucleotide messenger RNA. The record is from the annotation of a GenBank genome assembly. Lineage: Eukaryota; Metazoa; Arthropoda; Insecta; Coleoptera; Chrysomelidae.